Molecule: messenger RNA, 258 nt
Organism: Angiostrongylus costaricensis
Lineage: Eukaryota; Metazoa; Nematoda; Chromadorea; Rhabditida; Metastrongylidae
Source: the annotation of a GenBank genome assembly
AUGGUGGUCACGUCGUGCCCCUCUUGGGUAGGAGACGUCGUGUGUCGUCUAUGGGGAGAAAGAGGCUCUGUCUUCGACUUGUCUUCGCAGUUGCGAGAACAGCUUAGCGCCAUUAAGCCUGAGUCCGACGAACUUCGACUCCUUGCACGUGGGUUUCUUUUCGGUUUGGUCAAUGUUCACAUAGCGAAUGAGCUUACAAUCAGUUGGUGUAUCAUGUCCGACGAAAGCAAGUCUUUAUGUGCACUCUCCAAGGGUUGA